GGGUCCACUUGGGACGGGUCCCUGGGUAGGUGAGGUGGGUAGGAGCUUGCUUAUAGAAAAGUGGAAUCGAGUCUUACUUGUUAGUGGAGCCGCUGCCGCCAGGGAACUCAGAGCCGGUUCCUGUUCCUUCAAGAGUGCUGGAGGCCAAACUUGAAAUACAAGUUUAAGCUUCCCCAUCUGGCAAAAGAUAAGGAUCCGAACUCCCCCGGCCCGGUGUGCAGCAGGAGCGACCAACCCCGACCCGGGUUAAAACUCCCAGGGACUCUUCGCUGCCGCCACCUCCUGUUCUCUCCCCACGUUCCCACUCGGGGUCUCCCUCAGGGCCGGGAGGCACAGCGGUCCCUGUUUGUUGAGGGGCUGGAUGUACGCACCCGCAGGUUCCCGCGGACUUGGGGGCGCCCGCUGAGCCCCGGCGCCCGCAGAGGGCUUGUGUUUGCCUCCUGCAGCCUCAACCCGGAGGGCAGCGAGGGCCUACCACCAUGAUCACUGGUGUCUUCAGCAUGCGCUUGUGGACCCCGGUGGGCGUCCUGACCUCGCUGGCGUACUGUCUGCACCAGCGGCGGGGGGCCCUGGCCGAGCUGCAGGGGGCCGAUGGCCAGCGUCCAGUCGACCGCAGCCUGCUGAAGUUGAAAAUGGUGCAGGUCGUGUUUCGACACGGGGCGCGGAGUCCUCUCAAGCCGCUCCCGCUGGAGGAGCAGGUAGAGUGGAACCCGCAGCUAUUAGAGGUCCCACCCCAAACUCAGUUUGAUUACACAGUCACCAGUCUAACUGGUGGUCCAAAACCAUAUUCUCCUUAUGACUCUCAAUACCAUGAGACCACCCUGAAGGGGGGCAUGUUUGCUGGGCAGCUGACCAAGGUGGGCAUGCAGCAGAUGUUUGCCUUGGGAGAGAGACUGAGGAAGAACUAUGUGGAAGACAUUCCCUUUCUUUCACCAACCUUCAACCCAGAGGAGGUCUUUAUUCGUUCCACUAACAUUUUUCGGAAUCUGGAGUCCACCCGUUGUUUGCUGGCUGGGCUUUUCCAGUGUCAGAAAGAAGGACCCGUCAUCAUCCACACUGAUGUAGCAGAUUCAGAAGUCUUGUAUCCCAACUACCAAAACUGCUGGAGCCUGAGGCAGAGAACCAGAGGCCGGAGGAAGACUGCCUCUUUACAGCCAGGAAUCUCAGAGGAUUUGAAAAGGGUGAAGGAAGGGAUGGGCAUUGACAGUAGUGAUGAAGUGGACUUCUUCAUCCUCCUGGACAACGUGGCUGCCGAGCAGGCACACAGCCUCCCAAGCUGCCCCAUGCUGAAGAGAUUUGCACGGAUGAUUGAAGAGAGAGCUGUGGACACAUCCUUGUACAUACUGCCCAAGGAAGACAGGGAAAGUCUUCAGAUGGCAGUAGGCCCAUUCCUCCAUAUCUUGGAGGGCAACCUGCUGAGAGCCGUGGAUUCUGCCACUGCACCCAACAACAUCAGGAGCAAGUGCCGAGAGGUUGCCCCGAUGGGCUCUGCCCGCUGGACGUGUUCUUGAACGCCAUGUCAGUUUAUACAUUAAGCCCAGGAGAAUACCACGCACUCUGCUCUCAAAGUCAGGUGAUGGAAGUUGGAAAUGGAGAGUAACUGAUUUAUACAAGCAGGAUGUGUUGAUUUUAAAAUAAAGUGCCUUUAUACAAUGCCUCCUGCUUUGUGUGUUUGGGAAGAGGAGAGAGCAAGGGGUAAUGUACUUUAAUAUAAGGUAAGGAUAUUUCCUUUCUGUGGGUAUAUUAAGGUUUCUUCCUGAAAGGAAAAGGGGUAUAAUAUUGACACCAAAAGGAUAUUUCUCUAUUUUGUGAGUUGGUUUCUAAGGUUAGAAGCAUCUGUGUGUGACACAGGCUGGGGACAUCGUGACCCUAUAGAAUUGUGUUGGUUUUGGACUUUAGUUCUUUUCUCCUAUAUUAAUUUCACAUGUAUUGAGCUACCUACUAAGUAGUGAUCAUUAUAAAGGUGAAAACAUUCUGCCCUUAAGUUGUUGCAGUCCAGUGGGACAGGCAGCUGAGUAGAUCAGUGAUACAGUGCAGUAUGUUUUAUGCUGUAAUAGAUAUUCGAGGGGCUAUUUGGGUAUAGAGAAGAAACUUCCUGCUCACAUGGCAGGGGAUGUGGGGAGCAGUCAAAGAAGGCUUCUAAGAUAGUCCUGGCCUGAUCUGAGUAGAGAAAGGUGGGUAGGAGUUAACCAGGAAAGCAAGGAGAAAAGCAUGUUGCAUGUAGGUAAACGAUAGGCUUCAAGGUCAAGGAACAUUGCUGGUGGUAAGAUGGAACCCUGAUGUGGAGGCCCAGCAGGAAGAAGCAGGAACCACUGGGCCCCUGGUGGUUUUAGUUCCAGAAACAAAUGCGGGCCCCAGGGCUCUGCAAUGGUAGGACUGGAACUACUGAACAUAAGAGCUCCACCUUCAACUGUGCCCCCUAAGAGUACCUGAUGAUCCCCCUAUCUCCUUGUCAAUGUUCCUGUUCUUCUCCAGAAUCUAUUUCAACCCUUCUCUGAUUUCAAACCACCAGUCCCUUUACCUCUCAGAGAAAACAGCAACCACAAAAGCCUCUCCACUUCCUACUAUCUUAAUAUUGACAACUUCUAGAUCAGGGAGCUGAGAUAUCUCAAGCUCAGGUUUCUCUUCUGAGCUUCAGACACUUUUGUCCACUUGGAUUUCACUGGCACAAAACUUGCCAUGAUGGAAUCAACCCCCUCUCCUCCCAGAUCUGCUUCUCCCACACACCUCCCUAUCUGAAUGAAAGACACCUCCACUGUCCACCCCGUUGCCAAAUCAGAAAUCUGUCUUUGUUUUCUUUGUCUUAUAUUUUCCUAUGUCUAAUCAGUUAAGUUUUAUCAAUACUACCUGUUUAUUUCUUUAAUCUAUUCACAUAUCUUUAUCCUCAAUCUUCAGUAUCCCCUUUCCAUCCUCAGUCUGCUGGUUGCUGUAUUUCUUAUUUUACUAAGAAACUAAAAGAGAUCAGAAGAAAACUUCCAUAUCCCCCAACACCCAACCACCAAAUCUGCUAACCCGGUUGCAUUGGUGCUUUUAUAGCCUUCCUUCCUCCCUCUUACUAAGAAUGAACCAACCCUAUUCCUAUCCAAGCCCAACCCUCUAGCUUUACAUUGACUCCUAUUAUCUUUUUUCUGGAUUGUCCAUUCUUUUCCUGACCAGUUAUUCUAUUAGCAAUACAAAUAUGUGGUAAAAUCUCCUGUCUUAAACUUUUUUCUCUGCAUCUUUGAACUGCUGUUCUCUUUUCCUUCUCCCCUUUAUAGCAGAACUCCUCAAAAGAGUUGCUACCUCUGAUGCUUCCCUUCCAGUUCUCUCAUGAACCAACUACAAUUAAGUAUUCAACCCCACCACUCCAUGGAAACUGCUCUUGUCAAAAUCAUCAAUGGCCUCUGUGUGGUAAAUCCAACAGCCAGUUUUCAUUCUUCUUACUAAACUUCUCAUCAGUAUUCCUAGACUAUUUCCUUCAUUGGCUUCUAGGACAAAUGCUCUCUUGGUUUUCCUCCAGUUUCUCAACUUUGUUCCUGUUGAAUCUACCUUUUUCUAAUCUGUAAGUGUUGGGGUGUUCCAGGGCUUACUCCUUGGACCUUUUUUCCACCUUUUCCCUUACACUCACCCACUAGGUGAUCUCAAGAAUUUCCAGUUUGAGGCUGGGCACAGUGACUCACGCCUGUAAUCCCAGCAGUUUGGGAGGCCAAGGCAGGCAGAUCACCUGAGGUUAGGAGUUCGAG
Rhinopithecus roxellana (golden snub-nosed monkey) is the source of this 3722-nucleotide messenger RNA. RefSeq names its product acid phosphatase 6, lysophosphatidic (gene ACP6). NCBI's taxonomy places the organism in Eukaryota, Metazoa, Chordata, Mammalia, Primates, Cercopithecidae. The transcript has 9 exons. The record is from RefSeq and is a predicted model, not a curated record. Gene Ontology annotation, molecular function: phosphatase activity. The coding region runs from base 480 to 1511 and encodes 343 amino acids. Gene Ontology annotation, biological process: dephosphorylation.